AUGGAAAAACACGAAGAGAAUAUCUAUGAGACAGUCGAUGACCAACGUUAUUCUGAAAUAGUAAGAGAAAGAAUUGAAGAUGACUGGAUAGUUGACGAUGAGGGCUUCGGAUACGCGGAGGAUGGCCGCGAAAUCUUUGAUGAUUUUGAUGAUAAUGCGGAUCCUCAGCUUAUGCGAAAGCAUAAAGCCAAGAAGAAACGUUUGAAUCCUGAUAUCCGUCCAGAUAGUAGCGAGAAUUUUUCUAAGCCUAAGGAUAUUCGUGACAUGUUUUCUGCCCAUUCUUCUGCACUUAAAAGCAAGCCAAAAUCUGUGACAUCUCAAAAGAAUACCCAUUCUGCGCCAGAUCCAAAUAUAGACGAUUUGAUUGCUGAAUUAGAGCAUGAAAUUCCUUCUGAUUCUUUA
This is a messenger RNA of Protopolystoma xenopodis, 402 nucleotides long. Lineage: Eukaryota; Metazoa; Platyhelminthes; Monogenea; Polystomatidea; Polystomatidae. The record is from the annotation of a GenBank genome assembly.